AAUCCAAGCGGCAGUCGACGGCGACGGCGACAGCGUGCUACAAAAGCCAUUGCGAGCGUCUACGCGGCGCUCGAAAACACAGGAAAACUACAAAAUUCAAAACACAACAAACACCCAGCGAAAAUCGAGAAAAACAAACCCUACACGGUAUACAAUAUUCGAGAAGACCGCUUGCUUAAAAAAAGUUACCAUAGUUUUGAAGAAUUUCAGUUUUAAGUUGGUAUUUUUUCCAGUGAGUGUGUGUGCGCGGUUUUUCUUAAAAACCUAUUUUCGAAAAAAAAAACCUUAUUUAAGGCACAGUUUUCUGCAUUUAAGAACCUGUUCCCUUGCUAACUAUACGGCCACCUGGCAGCUGAUUCGAAAAAUAAAACACAAAUUUUAAGACGAAGAAGAAGCAGCCCCAAAACAAACACACACCCACACACGCAAAAGCCAUGCUGUGACACAAAAUAAAACAAUACGAAGACAGGCAAAACAAAAAAAAACCGAAGAAGAGCCUAAAAGACAACGGAAUUCUGCUUGAUAUGCAUCGAAAGUUGAAGGGCAAGAGAAUACGAAACAAGACAAGAAUCGGCAAAAGAAAGUUGAGAACGCGUCUAGCAUAACACCCAUUUUUGCGAUACGACCAACAACACUGCCGGAGGAGAAGCUCCUGAUCCUGAAAGAUCCCGACUCCUGACUCCUCAUUCCUGAUUCCUGAUUCCUGAUUCGCCCGCCGAGACCCAAACUGUGCCAAAAUGUACAAGUUGCUGGGUAGCUUGAAGAGCUACCUCAAGUGGCAGGACAUCCAGACGGACAACGCCGUCUUCCGGCUGCACAACUCCUUCACCACGGUGCUUCUGCUCACCUGCAGUCUGAUCAUCACCGCCACCCAGUAUGUGGGCCAGCCGAUCAGCUGCAUCGUCAAUGGCGUUCCGCCGCACGUGGUCAACACGUUCUGCUGGAUCCACAGCACCUUCACCAUGCCGGACGCCUUCCGCAGACAGGUUGGUCGUGAGGUGGCCCAUCCCGGUGUGGCCAAUGAUUUUGGUGAUGAGGAUGCCAAGAAGUACUACACCUACUACCAGUGGGUGUGCUUCGUACUCUUCUUCCAGGCCAUGGCCUGCUAUACACCCAAAUUCCUGUGGAAUAAAUUCGAGGGCGGCCUGAUGCGCAUGAUUGUGAUGGGCCUGAAUAUCACGAUUUGCACUCGCGAGGAGAAGGAGGCGAAACGCGAUGCCCUGCUGGACUAUCUAAUUAAGCACGUGAAGCGCCACAAGCUGUACGCCAUUCGGUAUUGGGCCUGUGAAGUUCUCUGCUGCAUAAAUAUCAUCGUGCAGAUGUAUCUGAUGAAUCGCUUCUUCGACGGCGAGUUCCUCUCGUACGGCACCAACAUAAUGAAACUUUCCGAUGUCCCGCAGGAGCAGCGGGUGGACCCCAUGGUCUAUGUGUUCCCUCGGGUCACCAAGUGCACCUUCCACAAGUAUGGUGCCUCCGGAUCGCUGCAGAAGCACGACUCCCUCUGCAUCCUGCCACUGAACAUCGUGAACGAGAAGACCUACGUGUUUAUCUGGUUCUGGUUCUGGAUUUUGCUCGUUCUGCUCAUCGGACUGAUGGUGUUCCGUGCCUGCAUCAUCUUCAUGCCGAAAUUCCGGCCCCGUCUGCUGAACGCCCGCAAUCGCAUGAUUCCGAUGGAGAUCUGUCGUUCGCUAUCCCGGAAAUUGGAUAUCGGCGACUGGUGGCUCAUCUACAUGCUGGGCCGCAAUCUCGAUCCGGUCAUCUAUAAGGAUGUGAUGAGCGAGUUUGCCAAGCAGGUGGAGCCCUCCAAGCACGAUCGUGCCAAGUAGACAGGAUAUGAGAGAGAUGCCCCGAUAUGCCCUACGAUAUAUCAAAUACCCGGCCUGUUGUCCCCAUCAUUUUGUCCGAUACCCCAAAUUCCAAAUUCUGUUUUGGAUUAUUAUUUUUAUUUAGCACAAAUCAUACUACUUAGUUGAAACUCAAGCCCUGGACAGAGCCACGCUCCCCGACGCCCUUUUUUGGUAGUUCUGUGAUUAAGCCCUGACCUUUGACCCCUUUGACCCCUUUUCGACCUAACCCCUACCCGCUAACCCCUACUCCCUACCGCCAAACCUAAAACUAUCAUAAACAUGGAUUAAUCAAUGAUCACAACUCGAAUCGCUUGGCAGAAAAGACAACCUUUUUUUAUUUUAAUUUUAUUUUUUGAUUUUCCAUCAAUUAUAACAAAACAAAAGAAAAAAAAGAAAAGAGAUUUUCCUUGUGUUUUUUCUGCAGACAAAAUCAUUUUUUUUUCCUAAUUUUAAACUUUAAUUUAAUACCUAGCUUUUAUUUAUAAAUAGACAACAACACUAAAACAAAAAAGAGAAUUCCCACAAAAAAAAGAAAAAGAAAAUAAUAAGAUGCACUAUUUUUGCAUGAAAUUGAGUAAUGUUUUGAACGCUUCGGAACCAACCGAUAAUAUAAUAACAAAUAAAUAUUGCUUUUGAGUCUUUCAUAAUAA
Drosophila elegans is the source of this 2497-nucleotide messenger RNA. RefSeq names its product innexin inx1 (gene ogre). Lineage: Eukaryota; Metazoa; Arthropoda; Insecta; Diptera; Drosophilidae. The transcript has 6 exons. The coding region runs from base 738 to 1826 and encodes 362 amino acids. The record is from RefSeq and is a predicted model, not a curated record. Gene Ontology annotation, cellular component: gap junction; plasma membrane. Gene Ontology annotation, molecular function: gap junction channel activity.